AUGGAUCGUGAAAUCGAAGAGAUGAUUUCGAACUAUGCUGAUUGUCAAUCAGUACGACCAGAACCUGCAAAAAUGAAAUUGCACUGCUGGGAGACACCGACGCAACCGUUCCAGAGAGUUCACGUGGACUUCGCAGGACCCUUCCAGAACACGUAUUUUUUCAUUCUUGUUGACGCGUAUAGCAAGUGGCCGGAGAUGAAGAUUUGCAGAUCGAUAACUGCGGAAAGUACGGUGGAAAUGUGUCGUGAAAUAUUCACUACGUUUGGGAUACCAUCUGUACUUGUUAGCGAUCAUGGUGUCCAAUUUACGUCAGAAUCUUUCCAACAAUUCUUGCGAAUGAACGGUGUCAUACACAAGAUGGGGGCACCGUACCACCCAUCAACGAACGGACAGGCAAAACGCUACGUGCAAACCUUCAAACAAAAACUUAAAGCCUUGAUGUGUCCGACAUCACAGUUCAAUUUAGAGAUAGGGAACAUAUUGCUGACCUACCGAAAGAUGCUGCACCACUCGACAGGUCAAUCACCUUCCAUGCUGAUGUUCGGGCAACAGAUUCGGUCAAGAAUAGAUCUAAUGUUGCCGAAAAACGAAAUAAGACAUGCUUUCGAUUUAACAGUAAAAUAA
This is a messenger RNA of Wyeomyia smithii (pitcher-plant mosquito), 624 nucleotides long. RefSeq lists its product as uncharacterized. The record is from RefSeq and is a predicted model, not a curated record. The transcript has a single exon. The coding region runs from base 1 to 624 and encodes 207 amino acids. Gene Ontology annotation, molecular function: nucleic acid binding. Gene Ontology annotation, biological process: DNA integration. Lineage: Eukaryota; Metazoa; Arthropoda; Insecta; Diptera; Culicidae.